AUGUGUUUAUAUAGAAAUCCUUUGGAACUGAGCAUCUGCGUGGAUUCAAUGCUCAGCGAGCUUAGUACUUCCAAGCUUUCUCCUCAUAAAUACUAUGAACUCUCAAUUCGAGCUUUCGAUGAACUGAAGAAAUUGGAGAGUUUCUUUAGGGAUGAGACAUGGCGUGGUUGCUCCAUUGCAGAGCUUUAUGAGCUUGUGCAGCAUGCCGGUGCUUGUGAUUUGCAGAAAAGUAGCCAUCACAAAUGGGAACUCUGGAUUUUCUUUGCAGGCUAUUGAUCUGUUGGAAUUACUAAAGUUACCUCCAUGUUGCUUUCUUUAUGCCAACGAAUUAAUUUGAUAAACAUGUAGUAAAGUUAAGAAAAAUGUGUUGUUAUGGUCUUUAAAAAGUGUGUGUUUGAUGAUAAAGAAAUGUUUUGACAGUGAAGAAAGCUCUGCUAUCUGUAUCCAGCUACUUGCAAGCUUGUCAGCAGAUUUGUAAGACAAGGAUGGUUCAACGAGAAGCAUUAUACAGGUCUUCUAAUGUUUUCUAGGGAGAUGAGCAUAAAGAAAUGGAUCCUCAUCACUUGGUAAAUUGAUCACAAAUAAAACAUUAAAUUUUUUUUUUUAAGAACUUUAUAUAAUCUCUCCAAUGUAGAUCUCAAAGUUAAGAAAAAAUUUAUAAAGCUCUUAUCUUAAAUUAAUAGUAUAUUUAAUGUUAAAAUAUAUUUAAGAACCUCAACAUGAAGUUUACCA
Messenger RNA from Thlaspi arvense, 732 nucleotides. The record is from the annotation of a GenBank genome assembly. Lineage: Eukaryota; Viridiplantae; Streptophyta; Magnoliopsida; Brassicales; Brassicaceae.